Molecule: messenger RNA, 1286 nt
Organism: Arabidopsis arenosa
Lineage: Eukaryota; Viridiplantae; Streptophyta; Magnoliopsida; Brassicales; Brassicaceae
Source: the annotation of a GenBank genome assembly
AUGUAAAUAUAGUUUCUUGUGGACCUAACUAAAACUAGUCGUAACUCAUUCAUGGAGGCUUUGUUCUGCUCUGAGAUACCCAACAACAACAUCAGAUCUUCCAUUAACGAUCUCUCUUCUACUUAUACAUGGCCAAUGAUCAUGACCUCCUCUUCUUCUUCUUCUUCUUCAUCUCCCACAAUCAUGAACAUAGAGAACAUUCCUAGAUGCGACUGGGAUCUCUCUCUCUCCGCAGUUGUUUCCUCCGCAUCCACCGGAUCAGACGCUAUCGGAGCAAUCGAGUUUGACCCGACCGGAGAGAUCAUAGCUACGGGAGGUAUCGCAAGAAAGAUCAGAUCGUAUCGUUUAAGUUCUUUGUUAGAGUCACGUGAUGAUCACGUAACAGCUUCAGAGAGCUGUAUCUGCACGCCGGCGAAGCUUAGUAGUCUCAAAUGGAGACCCGAUUUAUCCGGUCGGGUUAUAGGGUCAGGAGAUUACGACGGAGUUGUCACAGAGUACGACGUUGAGAAACAAGUGCCUGUUUCCGAGAGAGACGAGCAUGGAGGUAGAAGGAUUUGGAGCGUGGACUACACGCUUUACAAUGGCUCUCUUAUAGGCGCGUCGGGCUCCGACGACGGAACGGUUCAAAUGUGGGAUCCACGUAACGGAGGGACGUUGGAAGAAACGGUUAGGCCCGGUGGUGGAGCGGCGAUUUGUUCGGUAGAGUUUGAUCCAUUCGGUGGAUCUUCUUUAGCCGUUGGAUGUGCUGACCGGAAUGCUUACGUGUACGACAUCAGACGACUCGUUGAGCCUCUACUUGUAUUAGACGGUCAUACCAAAACGGUGACGUAUGCUCGGUUCAUGGAUUCUCACACGAUCGUUACCGGUUCGACCGACGGGAGUUUGAAGCAAUGGGAUAUAGAUAAUGGACGGCGCGUGGUUCGCACGUACCGAGGGCAUGUUAAUAGCCGGAACUUUGUUGGGUUAUCGGUUUGGAGACAUGGUGGUUUGGUCGUGUCUGGAUCGGAGAAUAACCAAGUGUUUGUGUACGAUAAGAGGUGGGAGGAACCGGUUUGGGUUUGUGGAUUGGGUCAACCGGACCGGUUUGGGGCUGACCGACGGUUUGUGAGUAGUGUUUGUUUGAGACAAGUGGAUGAAGACUGGUGCACACUUGCUGCUGGAGGAUCCGAUGGGGCUUUAGAGAUUUUCUCGGGCAAACGGAGCUAAUCAGUAUUUAUAUUAUUUUUUUCUGCUCAUGAUUGAUACAAACUGUUUUUCAGUUGAUUUUAUAAACGGUCUAUAGUUAU